This is a messenger RNA of Daldinia childiae, 1329 nucleotides long. Its product is annotated as L-saccharopine oxidase. Bases 1 to 1329 code for a protein of 442 amino acids. Lineage: Eukaryota; Fungi; Ascomycota; Sordariomycetes; Xylariales; Hypoxylaceae. Gene Ontology annotation, molecular function: sarcosine oxidase activity; saccharopine oxidase activity; flavin adenine dinucleotide binding. The record is from RefSeq and is a predicted model, not a curated record. The transcript is spliced from 7 exons.
AUGGCCAUGUCUCGCGCAAACACGAAAAUUGUCGUCGUCGGCGGAGGCGGCACAAUUGGUUCGUCAACCGCUCUUCAUCUGGUGCGCUCCGGGUACACACCGUCGAACAUCACCGUCCUUGAUACGUAUCCUAUUCCUUCUGCGCAAUCCGCCGGAAAUGAUCUCAACAAGAUUAUGGGCAUCCAAUUACGGAAUAAAGUCGAUUUACAGCUAAGCUUGGAGGCGAGAGAUAUGUGGAAGAAUGAUGAAUUGUUUAAGCCCUUCUUCCAUAAUACUGGCAGACUUGACUGCGAAGGAACAGAGAAAGGUAUAGCAUCUCUCCGACGGCAUUAUCAAGACCUACUUGAUGCAGAUGCUGGGUUAGAGAAGAGUAACGAGUGGCUGGAUAGCGAAGAUGCAAUUUUAUCUAAGAUGCCGUUGUUGCAACGAGACCAAAUCAAGGGGUGGAAAGCUAUAUUCAGUAGCGAUGGCGGCUGGUUAGCUGCCGGCAAGGCAAUCAAUGCGAUCGGCGAGGAGCUGCGAAAUCAAGGAGUCAAAUUCGGGUUCGGGGGCGCGGGAUCCUUCAAACGACCGCUCUUCGGAGACGGCGAGACGAUGUGCAUCGGUGUUGAAACGAUAGAUGGGACCAAAUACUACGCUCACAAGGUCAUUCUAGCUACUGGAGCUUGGAGUCCCGCAUUGGUAGAUUUGGAGGAUCAAUGUUGUUCUAAAGCAUGGGUAUAUGCCAUGAUGCAGUUGUCGCCUCAAGAAGCUGCCGAAUACAAGGACUCACCUGUAGUAUACAAUGGCGAUAUUGGGUUCUUCUUCGAACCUAAUGAGGACGGUAUCAUCAAGGUCUGCGAUGAGUUUCCGGGUUUCACUCGCUUUAAACAGCAUCAACCAUACGGCGCCGCAGGCCCUAAACGUAUAUCAGUUCCCCGAUCUCACGCAAAGCACCCUACAGACACAUAUCCCGACGCAUCAGAGAAGUCGAUCCGUAGAGCCGUUUCGACAUUCUUGCCGCAGUUUAAGCACAAGGAGCUCUUCAAUCGAGCGCUGUGCUGGUGCACAGACACCGCGGACGCAGCAUUGCUGAUCUGCGAGCACCCAAGAUGGAAGAACUUCAUUCUUGCUACAGGAGAUAGCGGACACACUUUCAAACUUUUACCUAUUAUCGGCAAGCAUGUGGUCGAACUAGUAGAAGAUAAUCUAGCGGAAGACCUUGCGCAUGCGUGGAGAUGGCGACUAGGAGGCGAUGCUCUCAAGUCGAGACGCGGGGCGCCUGCGAAAGACCUUGCAGAUAUGCCCGGAUGGAAUCACGAUGAUGAUUUGAGCAGUACGAAACUAUGA